Pimephales promelas (fathead minnow) is the source of this 745-nucleotide messenger RNA. Lineage: Eukaryota; Metazoa; Chordata; Actinopteri; Cypriniformes; Leuciscidae. The record is from RefSeq and is a predicted model, not a curated record.
UAUACGUCACUGAAUGUAGUCAAAAUGCGUGUCUGUGCACGUGUAGCGGUGUUGAUCUGCGAGGGCUUGCCAGUGUAAUGCAGACAGCUUUACAUUUGCAGUAGAAAGUAGACUUGAAAUGGCGCGAGGAAGGGCUCAGACAGACUCAACUGCUUCGAAGCAGACGAAGAACGUCAAGAAAAGACCGAAUGAAGAACCUCCUCAAACACUCUCCAAAAAGCUAAAAGCCAAACAAAAAGGCAAGACGGCACCAAAAGCUGACACCUACAUACAAGCAAGUGUGAAAUGGACUGGAGGUCAAAAGAAAGUGGGCCAAACAAGUAUCCUUCACUACAUUUACAAAAGCACCUUGGGACAGAGCAUCCAUUCUCAACUGCGCCAGUGUCUGCAAGAGCCUUUCAUACGCUCUCUUGGAGCCUACCAACUCCACCGCACAGCCAGCCCAUUUGACCGGAGAGUCACUUGUCUGGAAUGGCAUCCCACCCAUCCCACCACUGUUGCAGUCGGCUCCAAAGGUGGAGACAUCAUCCUCUGGGAUUACGAUGUGCUGAAUAAGAGAACUUUCAUACAGGGGGUGAGAUGAAGCUGGAUUGUGAAGUGAAGAAUGUACUGUUCAAAGUGAAGACAAAAAGUACUUUCUAGAGUUAUUUGCACAUGCAACUUGGUUUGAUAUUUAUCUAAUCUAAUUACAUUCACAUUAAGUGUCACUUAAAGGGAUAGUUGGACCAAAAAUGAAAAUUCUGUU